AUGCCUGAUAUAGAGAACUAUCCGUUGCCCGCGAAGUUCAAGAUACCUAGCAUGAAGCCUUACGAUGCGACCACGGAUCCGGAGGAUCAUUUGUUUGCAUUCCUGACCCAAAUACGUCUGCAAACGGCAGCAGAUGCGGUCAGGUGCAAGACUUUUCUCAUGUUUCUGGAGGGGAAGGCACGUCAGUGGUUCCAGGGGCUUCCCCCCAAGUCCAUUAGGUCCUUUGCUCAGCUUGCUCGGCUGUUUGCAGCCCAAUUUGUCUCAUCACGAGCCUUCUCCAAGAGCACGGCGCACCUAAUGACCAUUCAGCAAAGGCCCGAGGAAUCCUUACGCGAAUACAUGGUGCGUUUCAAUAACGAGUCCCUUCAGGUCAGGGAUCGCGAUGACAAGGUGGUCAUGGCAGCCUUCAUCAACGGGCUGCGCAAACAGAAGCUCUACACCGAGCUGGUGGAGAGACCACCCAAGUCAGUUCGGGAGAUGCUAGACCGCGCGCACGAGAAGGCCAAUGCGGAGGAGGACAACCGCUUGAAGAGUGCGCAGGAAAGACUGAGGGACGACAAGCGCAGGAGGGGCACUGACCAGGUGGAUGCGCGAUCUGUCUUGGGCAGGAAGAGUGCCUACGACUGUCCACCCAGGAACCGCCCCAUGGGGAGAGACAAACCCUGGACUACACUUACUGCGCCCCGCGCUCGGGUCCUCGCGGUGAUGGAGCAGGAGGGGCUGUCCCGACCUCCCCGACCCCUGGGUGGGGACAAAAGUAGACGAGACCAGGGGCUAUAUUGUGCAUAUCACCGAGACGUAUGGCAUGACACGGAGGACUGUCGUCACCUUAAGAAGGACAUUGAAAAAUUGAUCAAACGAGGUCACUUGGGGCAGUUCGUGCGAGACGAACGAGCUGAUCCCCAACGGGGAAGGCCUAGGUCGGAACGACCGAGCUACCCCCCUAACCGACCUCAGGGGCAUCGAGGCCGAACUCCCGAGCAGGAAACACAGAAUCUGGCAGGGGUGAUUAACACCAUUGCCGGGGGACCUGCCGGCGGGGAUAGUCAUACAGCUCGGCGGCACAACCGCCCCCCUCCCACGGGGGAGAGCUCGGCGAAGCGAUUGAAGGUAUAUGAGGAAAUUAUCUAUGGACCUGAGGAUGCAGUACCUCUGGCUUCUAAUAACCAUGAGGCCAUCGUGAUAGAGGUCGUCACCUGUAACUACAAGGUGAAAAAGGUAUACAUAGACAAUGGAAGUGCCAUAGAUGUGCUGUAUUACAAAACCUUCAAGGAGCUGCAGCUGGAAGACAGGCAACUCAUCCCGGUGCGAACUCCGUUAAUCGGGUUUGCAGGUCCUCCUGUGAGGCCAGAAGGAAUGAUAACCCUCAUGGUCACAGUGGGAGUUUCACCGAGGUGCCGGACUGUUCCGGUGAACUUUACGGUGGUGAAAGAGCCCUCUUCCUACAACAUAAUCCUGGGACGGCCAACUUUGAAUGCCCUCCGAGCUGUUUGUUCCACUUUGCACCUCAGUAUGAAGUUCCCCACCCCGGAUGGGGUGGCAGAGGUGCUCGGAGAUCCGGAAGUAGCCAGGGCCUGCUAUAUUGCCACCCUUAAAGGCAAGGAGAAAUUGGUAGCCCAAACUACUUGUUUAGAACCUUGGGAGCCCCUGGAGAAGGGGGAAAGGUUGGAGACGGAUGAAGGGCUGACCGAGUUGCCUGUCCGCCUUGACCAGCCUGAGCCCACGGUCAAGGUCGGCACCUGCCUGGGCGAUUCAAUUCGGGAUUCCUUGCAAUCUCUCUUAGAAGAGUACGCAGAGAUCUUUGCAUGGAGUGCAGAUGACAUGCCAGGUGUCCCGACCGAGCUGGCCGUUCACAGGCUGCAUGUGGACCCCGGCGUCCGACCUGUGAAGCAGAAGAAGAGGAGCUUUGCUCCCGAGCGAAAGGAGGUCGUCCGAGGCGAGGUGAGUAAGCUGCUGGAGGCUAAGAUCGUUAAGGAGGUCUACUACCCAACCUGGCUAGCCAACCCGGUGCUGGUCAAGAAGGAGGAGAAGGUAUGGAGGAUGUGUGUGGAUUUCACAGACUUAAAUAAGGCCUGCCCAAAGGACUGCUACCCACUUCCACGGAUUGAUCAGCUGGUGGACUCAACAGCGGGUUAUGAGAUUUUCUGUUUCUUGGACGCUUUCAAGGGGUACCAUCAGAUAGCCCUGGACGAGGAGGAUCAGGAGAAGACCUCGUUCAUCACCGAGGACGGAACCUAUUGCUAUGUCACCAUGCCAUUCGGGCUAAAAAAUGCAUGCGCGACCUACCAGAGGUUGGUAAACAAGUUAUUCAAGAAUCAGGUCGGCCGAAACCUGGAAGUCUACGUGGAUGAUAUGUUAGUAAAAAGUCGCACUCAGGAGCAAUUCAUCUCUGACCUAAGAGAAGUUUUUGAGGUCCUCCGGAGCUCACGGAUGAGGCUAAACCCAAAAAAGUGUACCUUUGGGGUCAGAUCGGGAAAAUUCUUGGGUUACAUGAUUUCUAGAGAAGGGGUGAGGGCUAACCCGGACAAAAUCAAGGCUAUUAUGGACAUGGCUCCACCUCGGAAUAUUAAGGAGGUGCAACGUUUGACUGGGAGGAUGGCGGCCUUGAACAGGUUCCUGUCUAAAUCGGCGGUUCGGGGGUCGCCUUUCUUUAAGGCCCUGAAGGGAGGUCGGCAGUUUGAAUGGAGUCUAGAGUGCCAAAAAGCGUUUGAUGAGCUAAAGGAACACCUCGCUCGGUUGCCAGCCCUGACCUCUCCCGAGUUGGGGGAAACCCUGUUCAUCUACUUAGUUGCGGGAGAGGGGGCCAUUAGCGCGGUGCUGGUUCGGGAGGAAAACAAAGUCCAGAAACCCGUAUACUAUGUCAGCCGCGCCCUGCAGGGAGUCGAGGCAAGGUACUCGGCCGUAGAACGGUAUGUUUUGGCAUUAGGACAUGCAGUUCGGAAGCUCAGGACGUACUUCCAAACUCAUCCUGUGGUGGUUAUGACGGACCAGCCCCUGAAGCAGAUCCUCUCCAAGCCCGAGUCCUCGGGUCGAAUGGUGAAAUGGGCUGUGGAAUUAUCAGAGUACGAUCUGGGAUAUCAGCCUAGGACAGCCAUCAAGGCUCAAGCAUUAGCAGACUUCAUAGCAGAUGGCGUUUCCUUUGGACCGCCCGAGACAGACGUCAAUCAGGCUAAAGCCUUACAAACCCCGAAAACUACCAAGACCACGCAGACCCAAGAAGCAGCAGAGGUCGCAAAAGCCGGAGACGCUGCCGAGGUCACCAGGUCGGCCAGGUAG
This is a messenger RNA of Coffea arabica (coffee), 3276 nucleotides long. RefSeq lists its product as uncharacterized. The record is from RefSeq and is a predicted model, not a curated record. NCBI's taxonomy places the organism in Eukaryota, Viridiplantae, Streptophyta, Magnoliopsida, Gentianales, Rubiaceae.